Messenger RNA from Acaulospora colombiana, 375 nucleotides. The record is from the annotation of a GenBank genome assembly. Lineage: Eukaryota; Fungi; Glomeromycota; Glomeromycetes; Diversisporales; Acaulosporaceae.
GAAGUCGCCCGGCUGACAGUUGGCGGAGGCAUGCAAGUCGACAGCAAUGACACCGUUGAGAUCAAUGCCGAAGUUCUUCAGAGUAUCAUUACAACUAUGGAGAUGCUCACAAAAAAGCUGGACGCCCUUCAGCUUGCAGUAGAUAAGAGCAGCCAAGCCGGCCCAGUAGCGCUCCUUACAGACCUGGGGGAUGAUGAUGUGAAACCCUUCGAUAUGGAUUCGGUAGACGAAAAACCCGUGAAAAGACGUCAAAGAGGUUCGAAGUCCCGUGUCGAGAAGCUUUUUCUGGUAGGUGCCCAUCUCCCGAUCACGGACAUCGAUCUAACUGCCUCCAGCAACAUGUCCGAGCACAUGCCCAUCAAGCUCUCGGUAUAA